AGAGUUAGUGUCUUAUAUUAUAUCUCCAUCCCCCUCCAUUCUUAUAUAUGACCAAAACUCAUUACUCCAUCAUUAAAUUCUCCUUCCCACAAAUUAAACACAUCACGUCCCAUUAAAAUUCUUCCAUCAUUAAUUCCUUGUUUUUCCAAUAAUGGAUGAUUUUUCAUGGGAGCAUUUGCAUCUUCAAUUGGAAAUGGAUGAUGAGAAUAUGAACAAUAAUAAUGGUGUUGAUGAUGAUAAUAAUGAAGAUGAUGAGUUCUUAAGAGAAAUCCUAAUGUUGCAACCAUCUUUCUCUUCUGAAAAUAGCGAAAGUGAUAAUCAUAAUCAUCAUGAUCAUGAUCAUCACUCUCUUCUUCAUCAUUCUUCUUCUUCUUCCACUCUUCUCCAAAACACCGUUGGAUCAUCAUCACCGCAAGAUCUGACGGCUGAGAAUUCAAAGAAGAAUAACACUAUGAAACAACCUCGUAGAUCAUCAUCAUCAUCGUCACUACGUUGUUCUUCUCCGAGGAGAUACAUUUUGUCAUUUGAUAACUCAACCAUGACACCAGCUACACCAAAUCAAUUACAAGAA
Molecule: messenger RNA, 571 nt
Organism: Arachis ipaensis
Lineage: Eukaryota; Viridiplantae; Streptophyta; Magnoliopsida; Fabales; Fabaceae
Source: RefSeq, a predicted model, not a curated record